AUGGUAUGGUUUUAUCUUACAACUUGAAGCUCCAAAGAUAUAUUUGUUUUCUUUUGCCACCACUGCGAUGCAGGUCGUUCAAAUCUGUUUAAUCAGAGCUGGCUUAAAAUCUCAUUUGCUGUUACCUCUUUGUCAACGCUAUGUAAAGUAUUGCUCGUAUUAUAUGCUCGUAUUCCCUAAAACAUAUUUUUCAUCAUGAUAGACUUAAGAAUUGGAAAUAAGGUUUAGUUGAGGUCAAAGGACGCCCUCCUACCAAAUGUAUCUGAAAUGCAAAAGUGUUUUGUUGUUACUUUUAUUUCACUCGACCUGAAGCUUGUCCUCAUGAGAGGUUUCAUCUGUUGCCUCUUUCUUUUUUCUCAAUCAGAGUAGUCGAUCUCGAGCCUCCAGGGUGCGACAACACGUCCACUGUGACUCCUGCUACAGCCGACGCUGCAGAGCGCGGGUGGAGGUCUCUGUGUGCUGUGCUGUCACUCCCUGCCGCCUGCACUGUGGAGCACUUUUCCACCUGUGCAAGGAGGAGGAUCACCUGCUGCUUUGUCCAAAUGUGAGAGUCCCCUGUUUAAAUGCUGAGUAUGGCUGCCCACUCCACAUGCCCCGCUCCUCCCAGGCUGCUCACCUGCAGGUGUGUCCUGCCAGUUUGGUGUGCUGCUCCAUGGAGUGGAACCGCUGGCCUGCAAAUGACGCCCACUCUUAUCCAACGACAGAGCUGUUUGAGAACCUGCUCAAGGAGAGAGAACAAGGUGAAAGUUUGGACCUAGUCAUGGCAUUGAAAGACCAGGAUUUCCUGUUUCACUCCUUAAAGAUGAAGAAACUGUUCCCGGAGCUGACCCAGACUGUGGAGGAAGAAGAGAAAGAGGAAGAGAGGAGGGAAGAGGAGAGGAGGAAGGAGAAGCGAAAACAGAAAAAGGCUGCUUUGGAGAGGGAGGCAGCAGAAAGGGCUGCUGCAAAGGAAGCCAGCAGUCAGGCAUGGGAAUCUUUCUACAGCGGUACCUUUGAUUGUAAAGAGCAUGAGGAUGAAGAUGAGUUAGACGAGGAGGAGUAUGAGGAGGAGUCACCACUAACCCAGGAGGAGAGGGAAGCAAUUGCCAGAGCCACAGGAAUAGAUUCUGAUCUGUUAGAAAACUACAACGCCUGGGAGCGCAUGUUCAGUAUGGAGAUGGGAGGAUGCAGGCAGACUGAGGGAGCGGCCGGGCCAGGCAGAGGUCAGGGACCUGCUAAAGGAAGAGGAAGAGGCCUGGCUACACUUCCUGAGGAAGAUACAGCAGAAGUCUGUAUGGGUGCAUCAAACACCCUCAAACAGGGGAACAGUGCGUGCACAUCCAACUCCUCCUGUCCCUCUGCAAACACAAAGACAAUGAAAUUUGUGUAUACACGUAUUGAACCGAUGAAAAUCAUCACUGUACGCACUUUCAAAGUCCCAACCAGCUUUUCUGCCAGGCAGGGUCGCAUCCGCAACCCUGGUUUCUACAAGCGGAAGUCUCAAGCUGUGGACACUAGUGACCUGGGGGUGGCGCCGGAGGAGAUGCCAGUGUGGGAGGAAGUUCAGGUGAGAGACCAAAUAAUAUAUUUUUAUAAAGGUGAACCUUCAACCUGGAUGUAACGAAGCCAAAGAAAGUUAAAGGGAAGCAAACUAAAAUACUCCAACCGAUGUUCCCUUUCAAAAUAAAGGCACUCAAUUUUUUAUUUAACUGACAAAAAAAAUUGGUAACACUUUAUUUGACACCUAUCUCUAUAAUUCAUUAUAAAUAUAUUUAUAAUGCAUGUAUAAUGCAGUUAUAACACACUAUAAUACCUGACCUUGUAAGUCAUGAUAAAAUGCUUUAUAAUGUGUUAUGAUUAUUGCUAUAAAGCAUUAUGAUCAUUUCUGAGUGUUUAAAACUAUAGUCAUACUGUGUUAUAACGUGAUUAUUACGCAUUAUCCAUAUAUUUAUAAUGCGUUAUAGAGAUAGGUGUCAAAUGAAGAGUUACCAAAAUAAUAAUAAUAAAUUGGGCCAUCUAAAAAACUUGAAAUCAAUAACUCUUAACAAAAAAAGAGUUUUAUUUUGGCAAUUACAGAACCAACCACUAAAACUAAGUAUCUGGAGUCCAGUUUAAGGCCACCUGCUUUUGUUUGAUUCUGUGUUAUCUGUGUAUGGAGCACACUAAAAGUACAACAUUGCUAUUGUGUUUUUAAUGAGGGGAAAUCUGCAUGUCAUUUAGCUGUCAUAAAAUAGUUUAAGUUGAGGAGACUGGCAAAUUACGAAGGUUAUGUCUUUAUUUUAUAAUUUCUGUAACACUGAAUGCGUAACAUGUCAUUUUAAAGUCUUGUAACUCUACUUCUCAACUUUUUUUUUGUAUACCACAAAUCCUGCAGGGAAGUAUGUUUAGCUAAAAGUCAAACAUCAUGUUCGGAUAAAUGGGAUGCAUGUCUAUGAUGAGUAGAGACGGUAAACCAAAGAUUUAGGCUUUGGAAAUGAGCUGAACACUUAUUCCACAUGAUGUUUGAUUCUCUCUUUAGGCCUCUCUGCUGUGCUCGCUGGAGAAGGAACAAAGAGGUCACAUGAUCGCAGAGAGCGUAUGCGCAGAUGGUCUGUUACAGGAUGAAGGCACACAAACCUAUAGCUUCCUGUCUGCUCCUUUCCGGUGGAGCACAACACUGGGUGACCUGACUGCUGCUAAACCACAGGAGCUGCACCUUCAGCUGCAGGUGGAGAGUGUCACCAGUCGGCAUCAUAAGGCCAGCUCGGCCUUCACUUUCCUAUGUGGACACACCUUCCAGCGCAGAGAGUAUGGAAAACAUUACAAGUGGGUUUCACUCUCUUUCCACAUCCACUUCCUUCAAGGGAAAAGUUUAUCACUCAGACCAACACAAUGCUCUAGUCUAAGGUCAAAUAGUUGUAUUGGGCUGAACUAAAAAGCAGUACUUGUUUAAAUUCACGUUUCAUUUUCUGUUUCAUACUUGUGUUUGAAUGUAGGAACAUUCACAGUGAAAUCCAGAUGGGCAUGAAUGGAUGGUUUCAGCAGAGAUGCCCCCUGGCCUACCUGGGAUGCACAUACAGUCAGACUAGGCUGCAGCCUUCAACAUAUGGAGCCACUGUCUCCUUUAAGUGAGAUAAAACUGCCAAUCUUUACAAUUGUGUAGUAUAUGUACACCGUCCUUUGUGUGUAUCUUGUAACUACAGUAGCAUCAACAUUUGUUCUCUGAUAAUGUCCACUGGGACGAUUAAAUCUCUGCAGACAUUUUAGAAGAAUGCACAGGAGUGUUAAUAUAACGCACAUUUAUAAACCACAGUCUCCUUUUUGCUUUCAGUAAGGAUUUGGGCUGUUUUGGCCUACAUCCAACCGUCCCUGCCUCUCUGGGUAAGACCUUCCAGCUGCCCAAAACUGCAAUAAACUCCUCCACUGAUCAGGGGAAGAGAAGAGGAGAGGACUCUCUGAGUUCGUUACCCUACGAGGUGCUGUGCCACAUGGCCAGUUUCCUGGACAGCCUGUCCCUGUCCCAGCUGGCUCUGGUGUCCCAGCUCAUGAGGCAAGUGUGCUCCUCUCAGCUGCAAGAUAGAGGGAUGGUCAACCUCCGCUGGGAGAGAACAACUGAUGCACAUGGAAGAGCCAUGUGGAGAGUGAAGCAGAAGGUAAGAGGCAAUGUGUCUAUCCUGACGAUAUAUGAAGCAUGACAGUGGAAGUUGCUUUAUAAGCAGUAUUCAAGUUAUUUUUGAAUAUGCAACUUAAAUUCAAGAGAAUAAUGUAUAUCAAAGGGUCAAAACUAAGGUGAGAAAACGCACUAGGCAAGACAUGGUUAUGAACAUAAAGUGAUGUCGGUUGUAAGGCUUUACAUGAAUAAUGUUAGUGGUGUUGAAAAUAAAAUUUUGUAUGUUCAAAUCUUAUUUAGUGUACAAUACUGAGCAUCAAACUAAGAAAACAUAUACGUCUAAGUCUAAAUUAGAAACAUUAAAAAAAACUGCUAUGUGAUACAAUAUGCUUAAAAUGUAAUGGAUAGGCUACUAUACCAUGAGAUACAAGAGGGCACAGUACAGUAUGGAGUAAUACAACGUGAUACGAUAUGACUUUUAACACAAUGGCAUACUGGAUAUGUUAGAGUACCAUGUAAUGCAACACCAUAUGGUAAGAUCCGGUACAGUCUGAUAUGAUAUACAACAUGAUGGGUUUCCAUAAUAAGCUACAGUACAAUACCACACAUUGCAACACCAUAUGGUACGUCAGAAUAUGAUAUAUGUUUGGAUACACUAUGCAAUACAUGACACGACAUACAUUACAAUGUGCUGUAUGUUAUACAACACAAUAUGCUGCAUGAUAUGAAAUGAAAAUAAACAUUUCAAUACAGUAUAAUACGAUAAAAUACUAUUUAAUACUGCUGUGACUGUGCCAAACAUUAAAAAAAAUCACUGUAAAGCUGUGUAGAAACGGCUGAAUUGUCAGAUUGGACCUUUCUUGUAAGUGGACAGAUGUGAGUCAAAGUGGAACUAUUUGUACAGUAGGUUUUAACAAAUAACAACAUGUGUCUCUAUAACCACAUCUUUGUAAUCUGGUCCUCAUAUUUUGUUCUCUACUGUCUGUUUUCCUGUGUCUGUAUGACCUCAGGUGUGGCAGUUCAGCACCUUGUUCUCUCCAGUGGACACUUGGUGUUUCCGAGACGUGCCGUCCAUGUCUGAGCAUCUGAAGGUGUGUCCUUACUAUGAGAGAGAGUCCAGGACAGAGAAGAUUCGCCUCCCACGUAUGAGAGAGGAAGUCCGCAGCAACACAAACUGCAAAGGUCCCACUCUGGUCAGCUUGUUCCAGCAGAAGAGGAUCAUGAUGUAG
This is a messenger RNA of Xyrichtys novacula (pearly razorfish), 4797 nucleotides long. The record is from the annotation of a GenBank genome assembly. Lineage: Eukaryota; Metazoa; Chordata; Actinopteri; Labriformes; Labridae.